AAUGGGCCACAGCUUCCUCCCCAACCUGGCCGUCGCGCUCCGGAGUCGAGUGGGCCGACGUCCUAGCGACGACCGCUCCGCCGACUUCGUUCUCUCCGGUUACCUGGGCUACCACGGCGACUCGUUCGUCGUGACGCCCGCCUACCUGUCGGGUCACGGCGUGCUGGCCCUGCGGGUGGACGAGGUCGACGUGUUCUACCCGACUGUGGCGGCGCUGAUGCUGCGAGCCAUCUACGAGGACUCCGCCUUCUACUCGCCCACCUCGCUCGCCAACUACACGGAGGGGUGCUUCAGCGAGUCCGUGUCCUUCGCGCUGGGAAGAUACGUGGCGCCCCACUCGGUCCUGCCGUUCAUGGGAAGCCGCUGGGCGACGUUCUUCGCGUCGUUCCUCUCUCGACGGAGGGCGGCCGACGUGCAACGCCGCUUGGGCGACCGCGGACGGGCGCAUCUUUACUUCCGGCUCGCCUGCUUCCUCGGUUGCGGGGACACAGCGUUGCGGGACACCUGCAACGACGUCGCCUACUCGAGCGACGACCUGGCGCUCUCGCUAGGUUGCCGCCGAGAGCGGCGCAUCAAGUGCGACUGCGACCGCCUGGACAACUGCGAGACGCACGUACCUCGCGCGUAAGCGGAAGGGAAGCCCGCUGCUUGCGAGGUGGUCGCACGCUGAACGGAGGCGUCGCUGU
Messenger RNA from Dermacentor silvarum, 686 nucleotides. RefSeq lists its product as uncharacterized. The transcript has 2 exons. The coding region runs from base 2 to 628 and encodes 208 amino acids. The record is from RefSeq and is a predicted model, not a curated record. Lineage: Eukaryota; Metazoa; Arthropoda; Arachnida; Ixodida; Ixodidae.